Molecule: messenger RNA, 1745 nt
Organism: Malus domestica (apple)
Lineage: Eukaryota; Viridiplantae; Streptophyta; Magnoliopsida; Rosales; Rosaceae
Product: heat stress transcription factor A-6b
Biological process (GO): cellular response to heat; regulation of transcription by RNA polymerase II
Cellular component (GO): nucleus
Molecular function (GO): DNA-binding transcription factor activity; RNA polymerase II cis-regulatory region sequence-specific DNA binding
Source: RefSeq, a predicted model, not a curated record
UGGGCUUCUUCGUCUCCAUAGCAACAAGAUAGCUUUAUCUCUCUCUCUCUCUCUCUUUCUCUCUCUCUCUCACAACCAUUUCUCUGUAUUUUUUUUCAAAGUUUACUAUACUAAUAUUUCUUUGUUAUAAUAAUAUUUCUACCUGCAUUCCCAAAACCCAUUUGAACAAACACUCCAGUCUCCAGUGCCACCAGAAAGUUCAAUUUUUUUGUCACAAAAAAAAAAAAAGAACAAAAAGACAGCAACCCAGGUCAGUAAAUAGUAACUGAAGUUUACUAUACAUACAAACAAAUGAAUCUUGAUCAAGACGCAGUAAGCUUUUCGUCUUCGAGUGCGGUCGCCGAUCAUCCUCUACCACUGGAGAGGCUCUAUGACCAAGGCCCUCCUCCAUUUCUCACCAAAACUUAUGACAUCGUUGACGACCCAUCAACCAAUCACAUAGUUUCAUGGAGUAGAGACAACAACAGCUUUGUUGUUUUGGAUCCCAAUAGCUUUGCGAUGAGUCUUCUCCCCAGAUAUUUCAAGCAUAACAACUUCUCCAGCUUUGUCAGGCAGCUCAACACCUAUGGAUUUAGGAAGGUUGAUACAGAUAGAUGGGAGUUUGCUAAUGAAGCGUUUCUCAGAGGGAAAAAGCAUCUUUUAAAGAAUAUCAGGAGGAGGAAGGCAUCCCAUCUCCCUCAGUCUUCACAAAAAACUUUGGACUCUUGUGUUGAAGUUGGAAGGUUUGGAUUGGACAUAGAGAUCGAUCAGUUGAGGCGCGAUAAACAGGUACUAAUGGGGGAACUAGUGAAGCUUAGACAGCAACAGCAAGCUACUAGAGUUUACAUCCAAGGAAUGGAAGACAGACUGAAGAGGACAGAAAUGAAACAGCAACAUAUGUUGAGUUUCUUGGCAAAGGCAAUGCAGAAUCCCAACUUUGUACAACAAUUGUCGCAGCAGAAGGACUUUAGGAAAGAACUUGAGGAAGUGAUUACUAAGAAGAGAAGGCGGACUAUUGAGCAAGGCCCUAGUAAUGUUGAGGUGGAUGAAUUAGGCCAAGUAGGAGGAGAGACUUUUGUUAAAGUUGAACCGCAAGAAUAUGGUAAUAUUUCUAAUCAGUUUGAAGUUUUGGAGUUGGACCAAUUUGCUAUGGAUAUGCUGGGUGUAAGCGCAAUCCAAAACGUCCAUGGUGAGGAAGAAUGUACAGAGAAAGAAGAGGAACAUGAGAGUAGAGGCAAAGAGCUGGAUAAGGGGUUUUGGCAAGACUUGUUCAAUGAGAGUAUUGAUGAAGAAAUUGGUUUGCUUGGUGUUCAAGAAGAAGAUGAGGAAGAUGUCGAUGUGUUAAUUGAGGAGCUUGGUUUCUUGGCUCCCAGUCCCAACUAAAGAAGGCGAUGAGCUUCUUAUAUAUACAUACUUUCUUCAAGGAUUUGGGUUUGAGACCCUCAUCAUUCAAGAAAUCUUAAGGUUCCUUGCUCGUUUCUAAGUUGGCAUUGACGAGUGAAGGUGAACAACACACGAAUACUGAGAAGCUAUACUGUUCCACUGCAAACAGCUCCCUGUGGUUAGGUUCCUUUUCGGAUCUCUUGAAUUUCCUGGUUGUCUUGUAUCACCGCUUUUCAUUCAUUUCUCGUCUACAAUCUGAUUCUAAUAUUCCAGCUAGUGUUUGAAAACCAAAGGUAUCUAUUUCUCCUGAUCAAUCAUUGAUCUUGACACUCAUGACCCUAGAAAUUCAGUUUUUCAUGGAAUCCUUAACAAUGUCAUGUGUG